AUGACACAAGAGUUUAUUUUAACUUUAUUUUAUCUAUUUUGUUUUGUAUUGUCAUGUGUAUGGACAGCGAAUGAUUCAUCCUAUACCGUUUCUUCAUUAUCUUCAAAUACUGCACCAUAUUGUUCAUUUUUUUCUAAUCGUGCACCAAGUCCACAACCAGCAUUAACAAAUUGUACAUGGUUUAAAGAAAAUAGUUGUUGUCGAGAUAAUGAAGUGCGACUUAUUUUUUCUCAGGUACGCCCAUUAAUCGGUUCAUCAUCGGACUGUACUGAUUUUAUUAAUGCACUAAUGUGUUAUGUAUGUUCACCAAUGCAAUAUAGAUUCUAUCGAGGUGAACGUUUACAUGUAUGUUUAUCAUAUUGUAAUCAAAUGUAUGAAGCAUGCGCAACAGCAUUAAUGAAAGGCAUACCUGUGGGUGAAUUAUACGCAAAUGGACGUGAAUUUUGUCUUUCACGUCGUUUUGAAAUCAAUGAUGUAAAUAAUUCUGCAUCAUGUUUUUUUGAUGAUUCAAUAAGUCAAAGAAAAAGACAAACUAAAAUCAGUGAUACUAGUGCGAGUUCAACAAAUAUUGAACGAGCAAGUUUUAUUAAAUUAUUUAUUGUCAUAUGUUUAGCUGCAAUGCUUAGUUUUGUUUUAUGUUGA
Molecule: messenger RNA, 642 nt
Organism: Adineta steineri
Lineage: Eukaryota; Metazoa; Rotifera; Eurotatoria; Adinetida; Adinetidae
Source: the annotation of a GenBank genome assembly